CCGGCUAGGGAGACACAUACCGCCUGCUGCCUGCUGCCUUUCUGCCUGAGCUCCAGGCUCUGCUGUCCUCGCCGCUCCCUCCCCCCACAUGCAGCUCUCCGUAAGGGGCAACGCUGACAUCCCCCGACUGCCUCCACAGCUCCAUUGCUCUGCGGUGCAGAUGCUCGCUCUCUCUGAGUGAGUUUUUUUCCCUCUCCUCUGCUUGCUCUAGCUCUCAGGCUGAGGGAUUCAGCAGAUAAUCAGUGUGUCGGCGAGUGAGAGUGAGCGACUGAAGCAAAGAGAGAGAGACUGGAUCAGGUGCAGGAGCCUUCCCUUCGUCUGUCUCUUUCUGUUACUCUCUCUUUCUGUCUGUCUCCAGCCUGGCACAUACAGAAGGGUAGACAGGACUCAUAAUCCAGGAAUAAGCCAUCAAUUCACUCUUCUUCUCUGGGACUCACCGCAAAGGAGGGAGAAGAGGAGGGAGACAAUCACAGCAGGACUUUGCAGACUGACAAGUCUUGCGUUUUUAUUUCUUUGCUCGCUCUGCGUCCCACCUCACCCUGCCCCUCCCCUCUAUCCCACCCGCACCCCUGCUUGCUCCAGCCACACACACACACACACACACACACCCAGAGUGUGUAUCCAGGGGAGGACUGACAGACAUACAGAUUGCCAGACAGACUGACAGAUUGCCAGACGGACCCAGUAGGAUAUGGGGUCCAGAGGAAGCGGCAGGUUCACUAUGUCCAGGUGUUUGCGCUCAGGAGACACCGUCCACGCAAGUGUUGUCGUCACACUUCUGCUCGGGGUAUGGUGUGCUUCAGCGCUGGAGGUGUCAGUGGGGAAGGUGCCCUUCAUGGAAGCGAUGAACGGCAGCACGGUGCUGUUACCCUGCAUCUACUCCAGCUGCAUCGGCAUCAAGAACCUCUACUUCAACUGGCACUACAACGACAACGGCACCAUGGCGAAGCUGUGUGAGGCGGUGAUCCCUAUAGAAGGUGUGGAGCCACGGGUGCAGGUGUACCAGGAGCGGAUAGAGUUUGUGGGCAGCAGCAAGCACAACAACAUCUCCAUCCUGCUGUUCAACGUGACCUUCGAGGACGAGGGCGAGUACACCUGUUUCGCCCGGAACCCCAAGGAGAAGAACCGCAACCAUAGCGCCGUCUUCACCCUGUUCGUGGUGGAUGAACUGAAAGUGGUUGACAAUACCGUAACCACCAUCAUCGUGUCUGUCGUUGGCGGAGUCAUCGGGUUGAUCAUUGUUGUCAUGGUGACAAAGACUGUGGUGCUCCUCAUCCUAAAAAAGUCUGCAGAGAAGAACGCUGGGAUUCGAACCGACAGCUCUUCGGCUACCGCCUCCCCCCUUUGAAACUGUCAUGGAACAUUGUAAAGAGUGCCUUGUGAGCUCAGGACAGGACAACACAGAAAAUGGACUCAGCGCAGCCAAAGCGGACACCAAAGCCACACCAAAGGCAUGAAACAUGUGCACCUAUGUAUAUGUACAUAUAUGUCUGUACAUGUAUAUAUGUACACAUGAAAAUAUAGGCAUAGAAAGAAAUCUAUUAUCAAUGAACUGUUUUAUCUUUAUCUAAUGACAAAAGUAUAACAUAAACCUAUGUGAAAUAGUAUGUCAAAUGUAUAUUUUAAAUUGUGCUAGAGAUUUUGGGGAACAUGAUAGCUAAUCAGGGCUGGAUCAGACACUCCAAUGACACACCCUAAAGAUUGUGUAUCCGAUUCAGAGUUUAUUGAGGUAUUUAUCUGAAUCGCGUGAAAGCCUACUUUCUGAACAUUUCUGGAAUCAACAUCAAUGUCUCACCAGUUACUCAUUCAUGUACACUAUGUAAAAACAUCUGGUUGACGUUUAUUGGGAUGAAUCUUGUCCUGGGGGCAGAGCUGAGCGGUUUCCGCUAGAUUUAAGAUUAGGGUUAGGCAUAAGGUUAACAGUGUGGUUAAGGUUAGGGUUAAGGUUAGGUUUAAAACAGAGGAGGCUGCCAGGUGGAGCUAGAGGAGGAUGGACUCAUUGUAAUGCCUGGAAUCCAAUGGAGUCAAACGUGGUUUCCAUAUGUUUAAUGUGUUUGACAUCUUUCCAUCAUUCCAUUCCAGUCAUUAUAAUGAGCCUGUCCUCCUAUAGCUCCUCCCACCAGCCUCCUCUGGUUUAUAAUCAGAUUUUUACUUUGUGGCUAAACCAGCUAGUGACCACCCUGCAGAGCUGCCUCCAGGACAAGAUUCGUCCCAAUAAACACACACACAGUAACUCACACACUGCCAAGUUCUACGAACUGCCAUAUUGUAUACUCUACGACAGCACAAUAUAUUCUGACCAUCUCUGCAGCUCUUUUGAUUACGAGACAUAUUUAUGGUAGCCUACUGCCCGAUAGAGAUUCUUUGUACUCUCUGUGCACCUUGUACAGGGGGCAAACAGCUUCCCUCCUUUAACCAUAGUGAACCUUCACAGUCCAUUUUUGACAGAAAGGCAAUGCCUUGAAAGCUGAUCCGGAACUAAUUCCAUACAGUAUCAAUUGUGUCUAUUCAAUAGGAUAUACAGUAACCAAAAGAUCUUCACCACUAUGAUGAACGACUGCUACGGUUAUUACUAAGGUCAAGACUCUUCAUUAGAUCUGCGUACAGAGUACAAAUACGGUAAACGCAGUGGGCUGGGUUAUGAGCACAAUGUCACUGCCGAGGAAAGGAAUGCGACAAAGGAGAAGAGGAAGAAGGGAGUCAUUGGAGUGUAUAUUAGAUCCAGGCCGGAACUGGUUUGAUUCAUUUUUGCAUUAGAUGAAACACAGGUGCCUGUACUCACUUCCUGCUCCAUUCGCUUUUAGGGAGCCUUAAAACCGCCAUGAAAAACACACAUAAAAAAAGAUUGAAAAAACACAGAAAAUAUCAAAAAAUAUCCAGGCCUAAAGUAAAAGACAAUUCCCGCGUAACCCAUUUCCCUGUAGAAAUGAAUGAACAUUUAUGAUGCUGCUUCUAACAAAUAACCAAUGCAUUUUUCUUAGCAUGUGAAUGUUGUUUAUAUAUAUGCGACAUGUCCAUACCAUAGGAAAGACUGCUCUCUAGUGUUCUGUCAUCACCUGGCCUGCAUGCAUAGUGGAUCUGUAGGCUACUUGCAGUUUCUUACAUUUACAUUUAAGUCAUUUAGCAGACGCUCUUAUCCAGAGCGACUUACAACCACUUCAUUCGAUGCAAACCCCCAUAGCACUAACAUGUUCAUGUGGCGACUAGCCUAUAACAGAAUAAUGCCCUCCAUCUUCACUACUGCAAAACAUUGCACCAUUGACUCGGAUGCCAACUACCAAGCUGGCUCAUCAUCGCUACCCCCUUGACCUUGUGUAGCCUACACUGUCCCCUAUUCAAAUCAAUUGCCAUAUGAACCAAAUGGCCCACUACUGGUAUGCAUGAGUUUGAGCUGCAGAAUGUAGCUACUACAAAGGUUCGUUGUCCGUAAUCAAGGCGUUCCUUUAUGACUCCGGCCCCUCAAGACUGAAUGUCAUAUUGCCUCGAUGGGAAACGUGCCAUUCUCAAAGCGAGCAUCUCAAACCAGGCCACAAGCCAUAACUCAUCUGUUUACAUGUAUUUAUCUCAUUUUCAACCUGUUUCUAAAGCAAAUGGGUUACUUGUACAUUCAUAUUUGUUCAAAUUCAGAGGUGCCACUUGAAGUGACGACCACACCUUUAAUACGUCUAGGUGUGUGGAAAGCAUCAUUGUAGUUGCAGAGCUAAGACCCAUACAUGAAUGUCCACUUCGUAGGUUUUACUCAUCUGAGAUGGAAAUGUAGUAGGCCCCUCCAUGUCCUCGUCCUGAGACAGUAAAAUGUACAGGGCUUUAGGGAGAGAGUGGUGCUGUAGACUUAGGAAGGGUGUUAAUAGGAGCCUUACUCGUGUAGAGUAUCCUUAUGAACAUCCAGACUGUGGUUGAUAUAAGGAGUAGAGAGCGAUGUGCUUGUAGACUUUGCAGGGAAGGUGAUGUUUGCCCCGGUUGAUUAUAUGUUUUUUUAUUUUACCUUUAUUUAACUAGGCAAGUCAGUUAAGAACAAAUUCUUAUUUUCAAUGACGGCCUAGGAACAGUGGGUUAACUGCCUGUUCAGGGGCAGAACGACAGAUUUGUAUCCGUAUUGUGUGUGGCGAUAGAUAGACAACAAGUUAGAUCUGGACAAGUAGUCUGUCUAGGGAUAAUCUUUGGAAAGGUCUCCCUCAUCACUUGACCUGUAGUACCUUUUUUUAUUUAUUACCAGGGGCCCCGGUGACACGGAGAGCCAGGGAAUGCUUUUAGACCGAGCGCUGCCAUACCCACAUCCAUCCCAUGGUUGUGAUUUGAAUCCUAUAGGGUCAUUUAGUGGAUGUAGUCGUGGCACUGGACUUACGUUUGCCAUGUAAUGUCUUAGCUUUAGAGAGCAUAAGGUGACACACAUGAUAUUGCGGCAUCGUUCCAGCAGGUUCUUGCAGAAUCACCUUUACCGUCACUGCCGUUUCUGUAUUCUACUCAUACAUGACCUGUGUUUAACGGAAGCAAUACGACUGGCAACUUUCAUGUGCUGUUGUGGUGGUAAAACAGAUGCAAUAGCCAACUCAUGAAACUAGAUACUGGGUACGGAGGUGUGCUACCUGCUUUAUGCACUGAUGUCCCAUCUGUUUGCAUUGAUGUGGUACAAGGUGGCACUCCUGUCCAUUGUAUUACCCCGUUGAAAACCAGUGACACACACACACACACACUCUCUAUUGGUUCCAUUUAGUCAGUGAACCAUUACUCCUUUGACAUUGGGGAAAAGCACACAAAGCCUGCCUCUGGGAGAAAAGCAAUACUAUUCCGUUGAUCCUUGUCUGUCAGUGUAUAAUCAAGCCCUCCGUUGAGGUAUUCGGAAGGAUCAUGUCGAUGAAGAAAAUGAUUCACAAGGCUAGUUAUUGUAUCCGUAUCUUGUUGUUUGCAGAUUCAUUGUCCCUUCUGUAACUUUAAUCAGAUCUGACAAUGUACAAAAAUACCAUUAGUAUUUAUUGCGUGUUAAAGUACAGAGUUGUCCUUCACUGUUCACUGCUUCAGUAUCUCUAGGAGAACAGUAUCUGUUCAAGCCCUUCAGUAUUAACAGUUCCACAAGCUCUGAGCUCAACUAGCCAAGUCUGAACUAAGAUCAACCAGCCCUGAGCUCGACUAGCCAUGUCUGAACUGAGAUCAACCAGCUCUGAGCUCGAUUAGCCAUGUCUGAGCUGAGAUCCACAAGCUCUGAGCUCAACUGGCCAUGUCUGAGCUGAGAUCCACAAGCUCUGAACCUGCUUGUGCACGUCUGAGCUGCGGGGUGCAGCAGUGAGCAUGCCCAGUGUAGUGAUCCUCUAGAGGCAGUCGCAUAGCCGCAGUGAUGCAUUGUGGGCCACAUGUUAUGAUGGACUAAAAGCUGCAAUCAGCUCAAGCCUGCGUCGCCGCGGCAGAUCCACACGACUCACCCUGUGAACCAACGUCUCAGGUAACACAGACUAACAGCAUGGCUGGUAGUAUUACUUACAGCACAGUAUUAUUAGGCACCAUUUGAUACAAUCUUAUCACACUUGCACAACCAUGAAAUGAAACAAAUGUCAUGUGUCUGUUGGUUUUGAUACCUUGUGCACAUUAUGACAGUACACAGAAAUACAGCAAGCCUUCAAUGAUGAUUCACUGGUUUACGACUACAGCAAAAACCCGGAAAAUGAUAGAGCUAUAUCUCACGUUCAGUGUUAUCAAAAUACUUAUCGAGCAUGAGAAAUCCAAUCAACGCUAAUACAUGCCAUGAAUUCUCUGCAGCUCAAAUAAGAAUACUCCAAUUUGCUAAUAAUGCAUUGUACAUUGCCACAAGGUAUAUGUGUUCGCUAUAAAGAUCUACAAUGAAAGUCGGGACACAAAUAUAAAUAUAUCCAGUCCUAACAUUGUCUGCUUCUUAUAUAAUAUAUGUAUUAAUCAUCUGAUUUGAUACUAAUAUGGGUUUCCUGUGGCCCACUGCCAGAGCGACUCCUACUCACACUGCCAAGCCAAGAGUUUGUGAAGUCUGCUCUCUGCUUCCCACAUUCCAGUGCAGAGAACACCUCCUGCUCCAACCUGCAGUAUAUUGUACAGUACAGUACAGGUCCUCUGGCCAAACUGCGUUUUAAAACUCCUUUUCUAAGUUUUAGCCCACCAAGGUCAAGCAAACAAAUAAGCAAAAUAAAGUUGUAUCUAUUUUCAUCCUUGUCACAAUGGGUGUGCAUUUGUAGCCAACUGAAGCUACCCACAGCACAGUCUAAUCUAUAGUCAAAUAGAUAGGAAUUUACUCUGAGCUCAUAAGGUAGCCAGGUUACUGCCUGUUAGGAUCACUACACACACACACACAGGUUUACACAGUUUUCACCCAUGAUCCUCUACUCCAUGGAGCUGUUCAGGGUUCUGAGGAGGGGCUGUUUUCGCUCCCUCACUGGCCUCACCCACAGGGUGACUGUCUGUGGGUAGCAGUCCCUAGACGGCCAGGCUCGAAUGGACUCAAGUGGCAGUAUCAUCCUGAUGUCGAUGUACAGCGCAUUUGCUCUUUGUUAUUGGGGUUUAACGAGUGCUGUACUUCCACAAUGUCUUGCUAAAUUGUAACGACCACUGUCAAGCCCAAGCUGAGCAUGAGGGCUAAUGUGGCUCGUGCAGAGGAAAACAGCUCGCCCUCUCACCCACCAAAACACACACCCGCUUACUGUGAGGCAGUCACUGACUGACCUGACACAACCCCCUCAGGCUCAAGAGGUGAUGCUUCCUUUAAGAACUAUAAAGUGAAUGUGCAACACACCCCUCCUACUCCUGUUUCUGUAAUAGUGUCUAACGUUCUCCCCUCUCAUUAACUAUGCACCCCAAUUGUUUUUUUUCCCUCUGGAAUUGUAGAGAAGAAAAAAAAGUAUAUAUAUACAGGAAAUAAAGGUUUGCAUAAAAGGAG
Molecule: messenger RNA, 6895 nt
Organism: Oncorhynchus gorbuscha (pink salmon)
Lineage: Eukaryota; Metazoa; Chordata; Actinopteri; Salmoniformes; Salmonidae
Product: sodium channel subunit beta-4-like
Exons: 6
Coding region: 692-1348 (218 amino acids)
Biological process (GO): regulation of sodium ion transmembrane transporter activity; cardiac muscle cell action potential involved in contraction; regulation of ventricular cardiac muscle cell membrane repolarization
Cellular component (GO): membrane; voltage-gated sodium channel complex
Molecular function (GO): sodium channel regulator activity; transmembrane transporter binding
Source: RefSeq, a predicted model, not a curated record